AAAAUUCACGAAAUAAUCCCGUGGUUUUCUUUCAAGAAUCCUGUAAAGGAAAAGAAUGUCUGGAGAAAUUUUGCAACAUUCCGGCACUGUUACUGUUUUUUUUGCUGGGUGUGACAAUCUCCCAGAGCACUUGGUGCGCUUUGUAUACCACGCACGGUAAUACGAGCCAUUGAUGAAGUUCGGACAUGUCAUUUUUGACUAAAACUAAAAAUUUUUAAAAUAUCGUCAAACUAUUAAUUUCUAGAGGGGUUCAACAAGAAAACCGAUGAAACCACCUUAAAACUCUACUUUUGGUAUGAAAAAAGAUACUCGUUUAAGCUCCGACAUAAUGUCCAAACCCUCUCAUUCGCUCACUCGCUCCACUUUGCGACACCGAAAGAUAUGUAAAACGAGUUUGUAAUGAUGCCCUCGAGCUCGGUUGCACCGGCCGGCUUACGGUUAAGCCAUUUCCGUUCGAUUACAGUUUGAAACAAUGCGUUAUUGUAUAGUCUUCAUGUGCAUAUAUGAAGUAGUGAUUUAUGAUGAAUAGCAUUGAGGGUUUAUAGUGAUAUAAGUUGUGAGAGUCGAAGUCUCUCCAUUAGCAUAUAGUUCAGUGUGAUUAAGUGAAUUGAAAAGAUGGAUGAAGAAAAGGAGGAUGAGAAAAUUAGCUGGAGCUGCUGGCUGCGAACGAUAUUCGCUUGCAGCGGAGCGAUGAUGAUUUUCAUUUUUUCGGGAGUGACGGAAACCCUGUCAUCUACGCUCUUGCCUCAACUUAAAGAAAAGGACAGUAUAAUCCAUGCCACGCCGGAGGAGGAAACUUGGAUAGCUAGUCUUGGCAUCUUGAUGGCACCAAUCGCAUCAUUGGUCGUCGGCCCAACUAUAGAUCUGAUUGGACGGAAGAAAGGGCUGCUGUUCUUCUACCUCGACAUGGGUGUUGGUUUCAGCAUAAUUGCAUGCGCCACGGAAGUGUGGCAUAUAUGCGUGGGUCGGUGUGUUUGCUCUUUUGCUAUUGGUAUGGAGGUGGCAGCGGUAGUCUACAUCGCGGAGACGUGCACGAAGAAGCAGCGGAGCGUGCUACUCUCGAUCCUCACGGUGUCGUUCACGUUCGGGGUGUCCCUGACGUACUUCGUCGGCGGCUACCUCCCCUGGAAAGUCGCCUCGGGUGUCUUCGCCACUGGCUGCUACCUCUACUUCUUCAUCCAGCUAUUCGUCCCGGAGUCUCCCGCCUGGCUCUACAAAAAGGGCGACAUCGACGCCUCCAAACGGAGUCUCCAGAAACUCGGGCGCAGCCCCGAAGGAACUCUCCGGGAACUCGAGAUACUCCGCCUCUCCGCAAAGGAGCUCUCCGAGAAAUUUCGCUUCAAGGUAUUCCUGGAGCCGACCGUGUGGAAGCCCUUCCUUAUUAUGUCCACCUUCCACCUCCUGCAGAACCUGUCCGGCGUCUUCCACAUCAUGAACUACACCCUGGACUUCAUCCAGCGGCUGGGCACGAGCUACGACCCUCUCACCGUCUCGAUCAUCAUCGCAGUGUCGAGGGUGAUCACAUGCUGCACGGCCGGCAUGUACGCCACCGCCUCCGUCGGGCGGAAACCGGCCACCAUCGUCUCUAGCAUCCUCAUGACCCUCUCCUUCCUGGGUGCAGGCAUCUACGAGUACGUUUUCCAAGACACGCCCGUCGGACAGAAACCCUACGAGUGGGUACCGAUCGUCCUCCUCAUCGUCAACAUCAUCAGCGGCAGCCUGGCUGUAUCGAUCCUUCCGUGGUUGAUGUCCAGCGAGCUCUUUCCGCUUCAGGUCCGCGGAUCAAUGAACGGGGCUGUAUACGUAGUUGGGACGAGUCUAAUGUUCGUAUCCAUCAAGCUCUACGCCGUAUGUUUGGAAAUUUUCGAGAUCUGGGGGUUGCUUUUGGUGUACACCCUGGGGUCUUUUCUAGCGGUUCUCUUCGGGAUAUUUGUCCUGCCUGAGACACAGAACAAGACUCUAUUGGAGGUCGAAAGAGGGUUCCUGCCCAAAAAUCGCAGGAACAUCGCAAGCAGCCCGAAUGCGGAAGCCACGAGGAAUUCAGAGGAUGCUGGUCAAAUUGAAGCGGGGUCAGAAAGGAGCGAUGAAAGCAAAGAAUAACGUGGCAAGGAUGCACUGUGUUGCACUGCAUUUGGACUCAAUUCUGUGAUAAGAAUCUAAGAUCUGGACGUAUUAGUGCUAAGAGCUACGUGAAAAUAAAUUAAACCAAAAGGAACUAUACUGAACGAAGAUCCAUGCGAAUCAUUCCUCUUAAUUUAGUUCAUUUUCGUAUGGUUCUUUUUGGUAUAAAUCCUUCCAUUUCUGGCUACUUUUGAUGUUACCAUAAAAGUAACAUCGUUACUUCCCAUAGAAAAGGAGAUCGGAUCUCAAUCGAUACCAAGGGAUCUGAUUUUAAUAUGAGACCAACAUGAUUGUUUUAGCCCUACUUUAGUUUAAUCAGGGCAGCAUCAGUUUAUCUCUCUUUGGCAUAAGCUAUGUAUCUGUUUGUUUAUUUUAAGAUUCAUAAGGAACUAAUUGAGAUAAUGAUUGCCUGAUGAUAGCUGGUGAAUGUGGAGCGCUGUAAUUUGCUGAGCAAAUUUUUGUUAAUCAUCUCAUGCGUUGGCUGAAUCAAUACUGCAGCUCCGAUUUUUAGUAGUCGGUGAUCAAUGAGUACAUCAGAGCGUUAAUCUCCGAACUUGACUGUAAAUAUAAUAGGAAGAUAAUAAAGCCGACUGACUAAAAUAUAUCUCAUUUGGUUAUCAUGUCCAAGAUUUUCUUUUUAUGAGCAUGUUAUUCGCCCUUAUGCUGUCACUUUAUCUUGUAUUUAAAUGAAUAGGAACCAUCCUGAUUGUAAAUUGGAUCCUAAGGCCCAUUAAAAUACAUCCAUGACCAAGCCCA
Molecule: messenger RNA, 2877 nt
Organism: Bemisia tabaci
Lineage: Eukaryota; Metazoa; Arthropoda; Insecta; Hemiptera; Aleyrodidae
Source: RefSeq, a predicted model, not a curated record